Ipomoea nil (Japanese morning glory) is the source of this 456-nucleotide messenger RNA. RefSeq lists its product as uncharacterized. The transcript has a single exon. The coding region runs from base 1 to 456 and encodes 151 amino acids. The record is from RefSeq and is a predicted model, not a curated record. NCBI's taxonomy places the organism in Eukaryota, Viridiplantae, Streptophyta, Magnoliopsida, Solanales, Convolvulaceae. Gene Ontology annotation, molecular function: zinc ion binding; nucleic acid binding.
AUGCGAAACCAUAAUGCACGCCCUGUUGGCUCUGCAUCAGUGCUUGAAGCACACCAUGUUGCCAAGUUGAGCAACACUAUGGGGAACCAAGAUAGAGGACGAGGAAGAGGUCGUGGAAGGGGUCCAAGUCGUGGAAGAAGACAUGGAAGCAACAAGAAUCAUAACUCCCGCAACAAGCAAAGGCAGCCGAAAAAUCAAGAACAACCAAGCUCAUCCAACAAUCAUUUCGUGCAGCAGCAAGCCUGCUAUAGAUGUGGGUGCACAGGACACUGGUCCCGUACAUGUCGCACCCCAAAGCACUUGGUUGAGGCAUAUCAGCAAAUAAUUAAGAGGGACAAAAUGCGGCCUAAAGAUGAGUCCCACCAUGUUGCGUUACCAGAAACAAACACACUUGUUAAUGCUGAUGAUGAUGACCUCAUGAAGUAUGAGCUUGAAGAUUAUGGAGAUCAAGAAUGA